GUCGCACGUGCGAAUUCUCCAGCGCUAGUAAGAAGAGGGGGCGAGGCGUGAAAGAGAAACCGAUCUAGGGUUUCUUGGAGGUUCAAUCCAACUGAUCUCCAUCCCGGAUCCGGGGGCUUCCGACCUUCCUAGGUUUCAGGUCCGAAAAGGGACUCAGUUUCUUGGGCUUUGGAGGGAGAGAAUUGGGAUUAGAGUUAGGUUAGGAUUUGGUUCACUGACGUGUGUCAGUCGCUGGUCUUGUUUCUGUUUCCCUGGUUGUCGAUGGAGAUCGGAGGCGUUCCGAUGUGAUUUGCGGAUCGGACUGCAGGAUUUAAACUGGGAGGACAUAUAUUCCUGAUCCAUCUCUGAAUUGUUCAAGGCAGUUUGAGAACUUUGUCCGUCUCAAUUUCUUCAUAGAGAUCCAAUUUUGCCCUCGCUUCAUUCGUUGCUUGCAAAUUCCUUCUGUUGCUGUGCAGCCUGAGUUGCUGAUAUGAAGACUCAUGAACGUGCUGCAAAUCUUGCGCUUCUAGGUCUAACCUUUGCACCACUUGUCCUGAAGGUAGAUCCCAAUUUGAAUGUAAUUUUGACAGCAUGCCUAACUGUUUAUGUGGGUUGCUUUCGGUCGGUCAAACCAACACCACCAUCAGAAACAAUGUCAAACGAACAUGCCAUGCGCUUUCCUCUUGUUGGGAGUGCAAUGCUCCUAUCAUUGUUUUUACUUUUCAAAUUCUUCUCAAAAGAUUUGGUGAACGCUAUUCUUACAUGUUACUUUUUUGUCCUUGGGAUCAUCGCUCUUUCGGCAACAUUGUUACCUUCAAUUAAACGUUUUCUUCCAAAACAUUGGAAUGAAGACCUCAUCGUUUGGCGUGCUCCAUACUUUCGCUCUGCUUCACUGGAGUUCACCAGGUCUCAGAUUGUUGCCUCAAUUCCAGGAACCUUUUUCUGUGUGUGGUAUGCUUUGCAGAAGCAUUGGCUCGCUAACAAUAUUUUGGGGAUUGCAUUCUGCAUUCAGGGAAUUGAAAUGCUAUCAUUGGGCUCAUUUAAAACUGGUGCCAUUCUAUUGGCUGGACUGUUUGUGUAUGAUAUCUUCUGGGUGUUCUUUACUCCUGUGAUGGUUAGUGUUGCUAAGUCUUUUGAUGCUCCCAUAAAGCUUCUAUUCCCAACUUCUGAUUUGGCACGGCCUUUUUCCAUGCUUGGCCUUGGGGAUAUUGUGAUUCCUGGGAUUUUUGUAGCAUUGGCAUUGCGCUUUGAUGUAUCAAGAGGAAAACAAAUUCGCUAUUUUAAUAGUGCAUUUUUUGGAUACACACUUGGUUUGGUCCUUACUAUUGUUGUGAUGAACUGGUUUCAAGCUGCACAGCCUGCUCUUCUAUACAUAGUUCCUAGUGUUGUUGGAUCUGUGGCUGUCCACUGCCUGUGGAAUGGGGAAGCAAAACCGCUUCUAGAGUAUGAUGAAUCAAAGACAGCAUCAGCCAGCAGUUCUUCAGAAGAUGGAGAUGCUAAAGCCAAAUAGAAAUAGGAAUAGUGGCCAAUGGAUUGGAGUGCAGAACCUUUCUGAUAUAUGACAGAUGCCAUUACUAACUCUUACAGAACUGAUGGUUGGAAGAAUUGCUCCCAAUUGCUUUUGGAAUCACAAAGUUUUAUAAAAUACAAUAAAUCUUUUAUAGAUUAUGAAUCCGGUGCCUCACUUUAGACAUUUAUCAAUUUCUUUUCCCUUUAUCUUUGGAUGCUGUUUUCUUCCAAGUCUAUUUCUGCUGCCAUUUUCCAUUUUGUUUCCAGGAAGUCUGAGCUUGGCACAUCAUUUUUGUAUUGAAAGCUAUCAGAGCUGGUAGGGGAGGCUUUUCAGUUUCCGCCACGCGACUCAAUUAUUUGGUUCUGGGACAUAUGUCGAUAGACCAUCCUUGCUAGACUCUAAUACUAUUUAUCAAAAAGCUUUGCCGGUUUGGAUGACUUGCAGGGGUACACAGGCGAACCUGUGAAUGAUUCAAGGCCAACCUAUGAUCCUAUCAUGUACUCAUACAGUAUGAGUUUCCAUGGUUCUGAGUAAUUAAGUCUGUUCGGAUGUCUUCUGAAGGCACGGUAAGAUCUCAGGUCCAUCAGCUAACGGCAAUGAAGUGCAUGACACAGCAGGCAUGUGCUAAACUCUAAAUUCUGAUGAAGUGCGAUACCUAUACGGAUCUAUUAGCUUGGUUAGCUGCCACUUUCAUCAUCUUUCAAAUGCAAUAUGUUUGCAAAAUGGUUAACAACAAUUAUCACCAUUUUCAUCCAUUUAGCCUCUUUGCAGCUGGCCGCAUGAUGCAUGAGUCAUUUACUUGAUGCUGAUGUUCAGGUGUCUGUUUUUUUUUUUAUAUAAAAAAGAAGGGAGGGAAAAAGAGCUGGUUUGAAUGUGGGCUAUGAUAUCUGUGGCUGUUGCCUUAAAACUUCUACGGCUGCUGAAUUUUGGAAUACAAGAUUUUCAUCAUUGCUUA
This is a messenger RNA of Phoenix dactylifera (date palm), 2444 nucleotides long. Its product is annotated as signal peptide peptidase 1-like. NCBI's taxonomy places the organism in Eukaryota, Viridiplantae, Streptophyta, Magnoliopsida, Arecales, Arecaceae. Gene Ontology annotation, cellular component: lumenal side of endoplasmic reticulum membrane; cytoplasmic side of endoplasmic reticulum membrane; membrane. The record is from RefSeq and is a predicted model, not a curated record. Gene Ontology annotation, biological process: membrane protein proteolysis. Gene Ontology annotation, molecular function: aspartic endopeptidase activity, intramembrane cleaving.